Molecule: messenger RNA, 2666 nt
Organism: Drosophila takahashii
Lineage: Eukaryota; Metazoa; Arthropoda; Insecta; Diptera; Drosophilidae
Product: probable ATP-dependent RNA helicase DDX43
Molecular function (GO): ATP binding; RNA helicase activity; RNA binding
Source: RefSeq, a predicted model, not a curated record
GAUUGAGCUUCCAUCCCUAGUCGAAAUACAACCCUUCCACGAAAGCGUCUGUCAAAGCGGUCCAUUUAACUUUCCUUUUGGCCGAGUUUUCCGACUAGAAUGAAGUGACUAAACUGACACCGACUUCUUUCUUUAAAUCAGCGUCAGAUUUUCGCUGUGCAAGCUCAGUUUUGGGCCAUCAAACACACACACACGCACGCGAAUUUACCGUUUGAAAGCGCACGAGCGAAUUGCAAAGUCGGCAUUUUUCACGUGCCCUGCGUUUUUUCUCUGAAUUCCUACAAAAUAAAGCGUCGAGCGGAUUCCAAUAUGUCUGAGCUCGAUUGGGACGAUCCAAAUUACGUGGAGGCUCCGGCCAAGGUUCAGGAGUACUCCAAGAUGAAUGAUAAGUACGAAAGGAGCCUCAGACGCGAUGACAACUCUCGUGGAUACGGCGGUGGCGACAGGAGGCGGGACGAUAAUCGUGGAAACCGCGAUGAUUACGGCGGAGAUCGCCGGGAUAAUCGAGGUUACGGCGGAGGAAGGCGUGACAAUCGGGAUAAUCGCGAUGAUUACGGAGGAGGAGGACGCCGUGACAAUCGGGACAAUCGCGAUGAUUACGGAGGCGGUUUCAGUGAAUCUCUGAGCAUCGCUUCCGAUAUGAUCGGAAGGAUAAUUGGAAAAGCCGGAUCAAAUAUAUCCCGGAUUCAGACCGAUUUCGAUGUCCGCGUGAAUGUGGACAAGAACGAUUUGGUAGUCAAGAUAUCGGGCAGCUCCCAGAGCAACGUCACCGAUGCCAUCGAACACGUUCGCAAGCAGGUCUCCAGUGAUUCAGGAAGGGAUCGUGAUAGAAGGGGCAGCGGUUCCUACGGAGGAGAUGGUGGCGGCGGAGGAGGUUAUGGAGGAGGCGGUAGGAGCUAUGAAGGAGGAAGUGGCGGAUAUGGCAGAUCCAAGGGGAGUAGCUACGAAUUCAAUCCGCCGGCAUCCUCUAAUAACGAUGGUGGAGAUCUCACCGGCUCCAUCGAUUGGGCAUCCCUUAAUAAGGCUUCGGAAGCAGCCACUAAGGCUCGGUGGGCCAAGUGUCCUCCGCUGACGAAGAACUUCUACAAGGAGGCGCCAGAGGUGGCCAAUCUAACCGAGUCCCAGAUCGAGCGCAUUCGUGCUGAUAAUAACAACACCUCGGUCUCUCACGUUUUCGAGCCGAAAGAGGGAGAGACCGCGCCGCCCAUUCCCAAUCCAGUUUGGACUUUCGACCAAUGCUUUUCCGAAUACCCGGAUCUUCUGGGCGAGAUCACCAAGAUGGGCUUCUCCAAGCCCUCGCCGAUUCAAUCGCAGGCGUGGCCCAUUCUCCUCCAAGGACACGAUAUGAUCGGCAUCGCUCAAACGGGCACGGGCAAGACACUGGCCUUCCUGCUGCCCGGCAUGAUACACACGGAGUACCAGAGCGUCCCAAGGGGUCAGAGGGGCGGUGCCAACGUCCUCAUACUGGCGCCCACUCGAGAGUUGGCCCUUCAGAUUGAAAUGGAGGUGAAGAAGUACUCCUUCCGCGACAUGAAAGCCGUUUGUGUGUACGGCGGUGGCGACCGUCGCAUGCAGAUCUCUGACUUGGAGCGCGGUGCGGAGAUCAUCAUCUGCACACCGGGCCGCCUUAAUGAUCUCGUCCAGGCCAACGUUAUCGAUGUGAGCACCAUCACGUAUCUGGUGCUCGACGAAGCCGAUCGCAUGCUGGACAUGGGCUUCGAGCCGCAGAUUCGCAAGGUAAUGCUGGACAUUCGCCCGGAUCGACAGACCAUUAUGACCUCUGCCACCUGGCCACCGGGAGUUCGCCGUCUGGCGCAGAGCUACAUGAAGAAUCCCAUCCAAGUGUGCGUCGGUUCGCUCGAUCUGGCGGCCACGCAUUCGGUGAAGCAGGUGAUUGAGUUGCUGGAGGACGACAAGGAGAAGUUCAGCACGAUCAAGUCGUUCGUGAGGAACAUGACCAAAACGGACAAGAUCAUAAUAUUCUGCGGUCGCAAGGCUCGCGCCGAUGACUUGUCCAGUGAUCUUACGCUGGAUGGCUUCAUGACCCAGUGCAUCCAUGGCAAUCGCGAUCAGAGCGACCGUGAGCAGGCCAUAGCCGACAUCAAGUCGGGCGCCGUGCACAUCCUGGUGGCCACCGAUGUGGCAUCUCGUGGCCUGGACAUCGAGGACAUCUCACAUGUCAUCAACUAUGAUUUCCCCCGCAACAUCGAGGAGUAUGUGCACCGCGUGGGUCGCACGGGACGUGCUGGACGCAAGGGCACCUCGAUAAGCUUUAUCACUCGCGAGGACUGGGGCAUGGCCAAGGAGCUGAUUGAAAUCCUGCAGGAGGCGGAGCAGGAAGUGCCCGAGGAGCUGCACAACAUGGCCAGGCGUUUCAAGGCCAUGAAGGAGAGGCGCGCUGCUGAAAGCGGCGGAUUCGGUGGAGGAGGAGGAGGUCGCUUUGGUGGCGGCGGAGGAGGACGCAGUGGCGGUGGCGGUCGCGGCGGUGGAGGCCGCAACUUCGAUAGAUUUAACUUCUGAUUGAAUCUCCAGUUUGCAUUUUGUAGUUAUUAGAGACCACAGCGCAUUGAAGUGCCUUGAAAUUUUGUUUAACAAAUUUGUUUAACGAUUCUUCUAUCCAAAGAUAGAUAAAACACCGAAAUAAACCCAUUGUGGGGAUUAAAAAA